Molecule: messenger RNA, 6148 nt
Organism: Polyodon spathula (Mississippi paddlefish)
Lineage: Eukaryota; Metazoa; Chordata; Actinopteri; Acipenseriformes; Polyodontidae
Product: tensin-3-like
Exons: 32
Coding region: 276-4883 (1535 amino acids)
Molecular function (GO): protein binding
Source: RefSeq, a predicted model, not a curated record
AGGCAUCUCAGUAGUGCUGUUCAGAGGGGAAUCUUCUCAUCUGCCAUGGCGUGGCAAAUAUGAAAGGGCUUGCAUAGCUAGGGAGUAACAGGUUUAAGAGUUUAUGUGACAGGUCAGUAAUAUGGAUAUAAAGUGGGGACAGUAAAGCUGGACAGCAUUGGUAAAAACCUGGGCUAGAUCUUGAUGUGCUGCACCGUGAGUUUGGUUUUUCUGGAGGAUGAACUUUGCAGUGUUCCAUUUGCUCCACAUGUCAGCCACAAGACACAAUCAACACCAUGUCAGAGCCUGAAGGAUUAGCUUCUAGUUCCCACACUUUCAAGACCAAGACAUUCAAGAAGCCCAAAACCUGUGUUACCUGCAAACAGGUGAUCAACAAAGACGGAGUUUCAUGCAGAGUUUGCAGAUUAGCCUGUCACAAGAAAUGUGAAACAAAGGUGUUAACUCCCUGUUUGCCACCGGUCAACUAUGAACUGCCAGAUAAUACAGAUUCAUUCGUACGUCAUGUAGCCAGGACGACAUCAAGCACUUUUCCAAAGAGUUCAUCUUUCAGUUGCGAUAAAGUAUCUCAAAGUGUGGAUCACAUUAUGGAGGAAGGCUAUGAACUUGAUCUGACUUACAUCACCGAACGUAUAAUUGCAGUUUCCUUCCCCACUGCAUGUUCAGAGGAAACCUACCUCCAUAACUUGCAAGAUGUUACACGCAUGCUUAAAUCGAAACAUGCAGAUAACUAUUUGGUGUUCAACCUUUCAGAAAAAAGAUGUGAUCUCUCCAAACUUAACCCCAAGAUCAUGGACGUGGGCUGGCUUGACCUUCACGCCCCCCCUCUUGACAAGAUGUGCACCAUCUGCAAGGCCAUGGAGAACUGGCUCAACAGCGAAUCCCAGCAUGUGGUGGUGAUUCACUGCAAAGGCGGUAAAAGUAGAAUUGGCGUUGUAAUCUCUUCAUAUAUGCAUUUCACCAAUAUAUCUGCAAGUACUGAUCAAGCAUUGGACCGCUUUGCAAUGAAGAAGUUUUAUGAUGAUAAAGUUUCGACUUUAAUGCAGCCUUCACAAAAAAGAUAUGUUCAGUUCCUGAGUGGUCUUCUGGCAGGUGCUAUGAAAAUGAAUACUUCACCCCUUUUUCUGCACUAUGUCGUUCUUCAUGGGAUUCCCAGUUUUGACAGUAGUGGAGUGUGUCGACCAUUUUUGAAAAUCUACCAGGCAAUGCAACCAAAGUACACUUCAGGGAUCUACAAUGUGGGCCUGGAGAAUCAAAGCAGGAUAUGCAUUGCCCUCGAGCCAGCGCAGCUGCUGAAGGGCGACAUAAUGGUAAAAUGUUACCACAAAAAGUACCAGUCAGCUACACGUGACGUUGUGUUCUGCCUUCAGUUUCACACUGGCUCAGUGCAAGGCUAUGGCUUAGUGUUUGGCAAGGAAGAACUUGAUAAUGCAAACAAAGAUGACAGAUUUCCAGAUUAUGGGAAGAUUGAGUUGGUGUUUUCAGGCAGUCCUGCGAAAAUCCAAGGUUCUGAGCGCUUGCAAAAUGAUCAUGGUGUGAUGGUGGAUUACAGCACUGCUGACCCGCUUAUACGGUGGGACUCCUAUGAAAACAUGAGCUCAAAUGGUGAAGUGCUGCACACUCAGGGGCCUGUUGAUGGGAGCCUCUAUGCCAAGGUGAGGAAAAAGAGCUCUUCAGACUGCAGCCUACCAGUGGGGGCCCAUGGGGUGGCAGUGACCAGCAGCCCUGACCACAGUGACCACACCUUGUCAGUCAGCAGCGACUCCGGCCACUCUACAGCAUCAAUACGGACAGACCACACCUCGGGGAUCAAGCGAGGACUUAGUAUGCAGGAAAAAGCUGAGCUUGACCGACUCCUGAGCGGGUUUGGCCUGGAGAACCCAACUCCCUCCAAGGAAAUGUCAGGAGGAAAUCAGCUGGGUGGUGUGCAACACAUUGUGCCUGCCCAGGUGCAUGUCAAUGGGGAGGUCAAGCUGAAGCACAGGGAGACUGACAUCCUGGAUGAUGAGAUCCCCAACCACGACCUUCACAGUGUAGGCAGCAUAGGCACCCUCUCGUCCUCUGAGGGCCAUCACUCCAACCAUCUUGGCCACUUUGGCUUUCACAAGAGCAGCCAAAACUCAUUGCUGUCAGAUGGCUUCGGCAGCAACACUGGUGACGAUCAUCAUACCCCCAUCGCCCCUGACCUGGGCAUCAGUGUGGAUGUCUAUGAAAAGGCCUUCAGCGAGGCUAAGCAAGGCUACCUGCCACAAAGAAACCCCUCUGUUUCCAUGACUACCACCCCCAAGCCUCAGGCUUUUGGACAGAGCGGUUACUCCACGCAGACCUGGGUCCGCCAGCAACAGAUGGUGGCUGCCCAGCAGUAUAGAUACUUGCCAUCUGAGAGUGAUGUGAGGUUCCCCCAGGAGAACAAACAGAGUAAGCUUGACUCUCAGCCCAAGCUUCCAAAUACCUCAACUAGAGGAAGCAGCAGCAAGGAUGCUGUGCAGAGAGGGAUAGUUGUUGGGUACCUUCCUAAUGCCAAUAAGAGUCCAAAGGAAACCAAUGGUUUGGACAACACCUGCAAGGAAGAGGAUUUGCCAUCCUCACCCACCAUGGAUAUUGAUCAGUCGAUUGAGCAGCUGAAUCAGCUGAUAAUAGACCUUGACCCCACGUUUGUGCCAAUACCUACACGUAUGAAUUCUGUAAAAAGGGGAGGCAUGGCUCAGAUGAAUGGAUCUGCUUCCAGUAAAGAAGGGGUUGCCUCCACCAAUGGAAUGAACACCACACUUCAGGGAAAAAGAGAAGUGGAGAUUUCACAAAACAUUCACCAACCAGAUGUGCAAGCUAAUGAUGCAACAAAUGGAAGGACAAGGAAACUAAGUGUUGGUCAGUAUGAUAAUGAUGCAACAGGAACCUCAGUAUUCAGCAGGCCUGGGUGGAUGAAGGCUGAAAAGUCCCAGAACAUACUGCCAUAUACUACAAAUGUGCAAACUUCAGAGUGUACUUCAAGAUACAGAGAAGGCAAUGAUGAAAUAGAUGGCAGGAUCAUGUCUCCAAUGGGAUCUGCCAGUGAAAUGGUUCCUCCAACACCAGCCUUUCCCAUCUCCCCACCAACACCAUAUGUAAAAAGUCCAGAUUUUUCUAUGAUGGGCCUUUGUGACCCACCGACUAGCAGUAACUCAGAGAUGUACAGGCUGACACAAGAACCCAAAAAUUACAUGGAGAACAUAAGCCAUUCAGCAGUGACGUCAGACAGCAAUGUGGGAGCCAUGUACAGAGCUGAUGCCCAGAUGACAUCCACUUCCUGUCAGAGACCCUUAGGAUCUAUGUGUUCAGGAUCCACUGGUAGACCAGACCCACAAACAGAAAGCCCCUUGUCCUCUGGGCAGCUGUGGUCAGAGAGUAACUCAAAGCCCCCUGUUUCCCUUCAGUCCUCUUUGACCGGGAAGAGCCGGUCCACCACCCACUAUCUUGGCUAUGCAGAGUACUCAGCCAGCUCUGUCAGCCCCAGCCAAGACUCUGUUUUUCUGUCCCAGUACACUGCCUCCCAGAUACCCCCAAACAGUCACAGUUCUCCUAGGGAGCUUCAGCAAGAUAAUCUGGCCAACAACCAAGGCACCAAAGCCUGUCGGAGCUACAGCAGUAGCAGCAGCGAUGUCAGUGGUGGGCAACAGUUUGAAGGGCAGCACACUUCCAUGUUUGCCAGUCUCCCUGUGGGCACAAACUCUCCCAGCAUUGAGAACAUGCAGGUGUCAGCCUUAUUAGACAAUAAUCACGGUCUGCUAAUAGCAGAUGGGGGACCCAGCCAGCACAGCCCCACUUUAAGGCCCACAGGCAUGAACAUAACUUUGCAACCUCCGCUGCCAGAAAAGAAGAGGGUCUCUGAGGGAGAACGUUCCUUCUGCUCCAUAUCUCCUUCCUCAAGUGGGUUUUCCAGUCCUCACAGUGGGAGCACCAUCAGCAUACCAUUCCCAAGUGUCCUUCCAGAUUUCUCCAAAGUUUUAAGCACUUCACCCAUGCCAGACAACUCUUCAAAUAAGCAAGUGACUGUAAAAUUUGUACAAGACACCUCCAAAUUCUGGUACAAGCCAGACAUCUCGAGGGACCAAGCGAUUGCAGUCUUGAAGGAUAAAGAGCCAGGUUCUUUCAUUGUCCGAGACAGCCAUUCAUUCCGGGGUGCAUAUGGAUUGGCUAUGAAGGUUGCUACGCCCCCUCCUUCUGUCCUGCAGCAAAACAAGAAAGUGGGAGAUUUGUCCAAUGAACUUGUCAGGCAUUUCCUAAUCGAGUGCACACAAAAAGGAGUAAGGCUAAAGGGCUGCCCAAAUGAACCCUACUUCGGAAGUCUUACAGCAUUGGUUUGUCAACAUUCCAUUACCCCACUAGCAUUACCAUGCAAACUUAUCAUCCCGGACAGAGAUCCUCUUGAGGACACUGGAGAGUCGAUGUCACAGUCUGCAACAAACUCUGCUGCUGAGCUGCUUAAACAAGGAGCAGCCUGCAAUGUGUGGUAUUUGGGCUCAGUGGAAAUGGAAUCCCUCACUGGCUGUCAAGCAGUGCAGAAAGCUGCAAGCAUAUCUUUAGCCAUGGAUCCUCCCCCAACCUCCACUGUGGUGCACUUCAAGGUGUCGGCUCAAGGCAUCACACUCACAGACAAUCAGAGGAAACUAUUUUUCAGAAGACAUUAUACUGUCAAUACUGUUAUCUUUUGCGCUUUGGACCCACGGGACAGAAAGUGGACAAAGGAUGGAGGCUUUUCAAAAAUUUUUGGAUUUGUAGCAAGAAAGCAGGGAAGUGCAACUGACAAUGUGUGCCACCUCUUUGCUGAGCAUGACCCAGAGCAGCCUGCCAGUGCCAUCGUCAACUUUGUGUCAAAAGUAAUGAUAGGCUCACAGAAGAAUAAAUAGUACAAAACACCCACCCUCAAAAAGAAGUGACUUUUCAGUUUGUAUGAGUGUACUUUUAACAGGUUGUACAAGACUGAUGAAGGUGGUAUGUGUAAGGUCUAUUUUGGAAAGGGCGCUCUGUGUUAGUGGCACUGGUCUGAGAUCAGAGGAGUAUUUAAGAUACGUGGCUGACGAAUGGUUUAAUUAUGUCGUGGUUAAGGGCGAACGCUGGGUAAUAUAUGUGUCACAAAUUAAGAAAUAAUAGGACAACUAAAGGUUAUUUUAAAUGAUUGAGGGACUAAAACAGUAUAGACCUGUAACAUGUAUUUAUAUGUCUUUACUAGAAUAUUUGUAUUAGACUGCAAAAAACUGCCUGUUUUUAAUUUUGCUCACUUGUCAUGUGCCUCGGCUUUACCUUUAAAAAAAAAAAAAAAAAAAAAAAAAAAAAACACGGAUAUUGAUGUGCCUUUCUGUAGGUUUAUUUGUAAGGAUUUCCUGUUGAAAGGUCAAGGUUUUAAAGAUGCAUUAUCCACACAAGAGCUUAGAUAAGAACUGAUAUGAUGUACAUUGCAACCUGCUCUCUGUUGGGUGUCUCGAUCAAAGUAGUUGAUGAAAACAGUUUAAUUUUGUUUUCAUUGAGAUGGACAAAAUACUAAGCUAGUUGCAUUCUAAUCAGUAAAGAGUGACCAGGGCAGUUUCCACAAACCUGAAUAGACCCUUUUCUGAUCUUGUCGGACUAAACAUGGUAGUCAGCUUUUUCUUAAGUGAGACCUAAUGUGGACUUUAAGUUUUUUGGGAAUGUCUUGCUAAACUGAAUGUUUUGUUGAAAUGAUAGAAAACCUUGGAUAAAUCUUAUUCAUAAGGGGGGGGGUUAAGAUCACUGUUAGCACAGGUGUUCUACCCUAGGCUACUCAGGGGUUUAUUUCACUGAUAAACUGGAAUGGUUUAAACCAAGUGUUUUCUUAUACAUCAGGUUAUAUUGUGUUCACAAAUGAAACAAAUCAUAAAAUGAAUUCAGAUAAACCCUCGCCCAAAACUAAAAUCGGCUAGAAUCACAGAAUUACAUUAAGUAGUCAAAGAAAGGGAAUGCCCAAAUCCUGUUGUAAAUGAUUCUUGCUUCUAAUGUAUUUCUUUUGUGUGUGCCAUUCAAUGUGGUAUGUACUUCAAAAGAGCAUUGUUUAGAUUAUCAGCACAAAUGGAGAAUCCAUCUUUUAAAACCUGAAAAUAUUGUCUUUGAUUACAUUGUGUAACAAAAAAACAUUUUUUUUUGUUCCUGGGUAGUAAGU